Molecule: messenger RNA, 2270 nt
Organism: Sclerotinia trifoliorum
Lineage: Eukaryota; Fungi; Ascomycota; Leotiomycetes; Helotiales; Sclerotiniaceae
Source: the annotation of a GenBank genome assembly
UGUCGCGACGAACCUCACCUAAGCCUUGACACAAGGCUGAAUGACGCUAACCUUAAGCCUGCAUGCUGCGGAAGCUAGUGGACCUGUAGCAUUAGCGCCCUCACGUGUCAAACCUGCCAACAACAUCAUCAUCUUAAGAAAUUGUGUCCCAAGUUUUGAUUGAUUAUUAUGCUUUAUGAUUUAUGAAUCUGUUUUGUUUCGUUUUGCAUGAAUUUGGUUCUCCGUGAUUUGACAAAACGUGGGUGUGAAAAUGGCCCCCGUUGAAAUUGACCAGGAUCCAAGGUAUUAUAUUCACAUUCAUAUCUUUGUCUAAAAUAGUAUUUGACAAUAUACAAACCGGAAUACUGAUAUACAUAUAGUCUUCUUCCGACUUUACAGAUAGGAGGGCAUAUAGUCUUAACAAUAUGUCUGACAGCUCUCGUUUCUCGCACCAUCUAUCGUUCAUAUCUAGCACUUCCACCUUCAUCAGCCACAAGACAUCGUCAACAUUUGAGACGUGACCAUGUUAAGAUAUUCAUCAGUUUGGCUUUAUUGGGUUUAACAACUGCUGGAUGGUUUGGUGUGAGCGGGGCAAGUUUGAGCUAUAGGGUUUGGGCUGCUGAAAGAGGUGUUGAAUUACCCGAUAGGUUUGUUUUUGCACAUACUCAUGAAGUUCACUGUUUGGCACGAAAUAUACUAACUCUGAGUACAGUUUCUUUGGUGAUAAAGGAGCCUUUAGAUUAGGCCAACAUCCAGGCCGAUUUGAAAUCAUCAGAUGGCUCAAUGAUACGCCUUUCUACCGUGAUAACCUUGAAAUAGUCGCCGAAAAUGCAAAAUAUUUCUGGUGGGGUCAACAAGCUAGUUUUGCUAUGAGUUCUUUUAGUACCUAUGUUGCAAUUGAAGGACGUCGGAGAAAUAUCUCAAAUUUAUGGGCAUUUAUCCUUCUGGGACAACUCAUUAAUGUCUCGUUUGCUCAAAAUUUGUGGUUUGUGGCUAUUUUGCUUACCCCCGUGCCAUUACCAGAGAACGUGGAUGUUUUGACAGAUACAAGGAGAGCUUUUGGGAGCGUGCAUAAGUGAGUAAUUAUUUUUGAGAUUUUAGGAAAGAUGUGUUGACAGUCAUCAUCUAGAUUAUGGUUUGAGAAGAUUGUCCCACAACGAGCAAAUAAUUGGCUUCCAAGUUCUGAAUUCUACAUUGCCUUACUCCUCUUUGGUCAUGGUGCCAUAUUUUCAACACCCUUCGCGGCAAAUACAUCUUCAUUUGGGACAGUAACACUAUUAUCGGUAUCACUUCCAUUCGCACCAUUAUUACUUCCUUACAUCAUCCCCGAGCAUUGGGGUACAACGUACGAUCAUCCACAUGAAGCUCAUUCCUCAUAUAUGAGAAUCUUCCGUAGUAUCUCAGUCAUAUCGUCAGUCCUUCAUUUCAGAACUACAGGUCUGGCUCUACUUCACAAUACACCAGAUAAUCAUUAUUACCGUCAUAGUCUCCUUCAUCCACUCGAAAGAAUUCAUCGAUCAAACACAAAUCGCAUAUUCAAAGCUCUUGAAAGAGUAUUGGGUUCAAUCGGAGAGCAUCCUGCUGUAGGAUCAAUGGGAUAUGAUGUUCUUCUUUCGGGUUUAAGUCUUGGGACUUGGGCUGCUAUAAGAGCAUUGGAUGGUAAUGAGAUUUUGCGAGUGGUCAUCCCUUGGAUGAAUAAGUCCAACACAGGAAUGAGAGUCAAGGAGGAAGUGGAGGGUACCGCUAAAUCGUAAGAAUUCCUGUUCCGUAUUAUGAAGAUGUGAUAGCUAAUAACCUCACAGAACUGAUAUGUCUCCACUUCGCCGCCGAGGUCGUCCUAGAAAAUCUACUAAAUCCCAACAAGAUACUGCGUAUGUCCCAACACCUAGUACUUAUGCGGGUGCAACUGAAGGUGAUCAGGAUGGAGAUGAGGAUUGGGAAAUUUCUGCGCUUACCUGGGGUAUAGUAUCUGCUGCAGGUUUAGGUGUUGGUAGUGCUGCGAUUUAUGGUGCGGAAAUGACUGCUAGGUAAUAGGUUUUCUGGAAUGGGGAAUAGGAUUACAAAUGAUGAAUUAUGAUCGGAUGCCAAUGGAAAGAAUGAUGAUGGUGAAGGAGUAUACAAAAAUGGAGUAUAUUGGUAGGGUUUUGUGAUUACAUUGUUUCGAUGUGGGUUAGCCCAACACAGUUCCAGAAAAGGGGUCAUUAAUAAACACCAUUAUUAGCUCAGUUCUAAUCGAUAUUUUCACAGCAGCCUUGGGCAUACAUUAUCCAUAAGUCUUACAUUUAAGUAGG